Molecule: messenger RNA, 684 nt
Organism: Morus notabilis
Lineage: Eukaryota; Viridiplantae; Streptophyta; Magnoliopsida; Rosales; Moraceae
Exons: 2
Coding region: 1-684 (227 amino acids)
Molecular function (GO): glycosyltransferase activity
Source: RefSeq, a predicted model, not a curated record
AUGCUGAGAAGAAGAAGGUUAAUAGCGACAUGUUUUGCAAUGCUGAUAUGCAUCUUCAUAUUCCUACAUUUCGUUUUCUUCACACCUGUUAAAAAUUCCAAAACUUUCCAAGAAGUAAAACAGUGGAAAUCGCAGUUGGAUUUUUCAUUGCCACCCUUGAGAGCAACAAAGCAUGUUCGACAAAUCAUAUGCGACCGUUCUCAUAGCAAUUUUGAUCUAUGCUCGAUCAACGGUCAUACUCUAUUGGACCCAAGAACAACUACUCUGUAUGCAUUGGACCCCACCAACUCGAACCCACCAAUCACGUUGUUGAAAAUCCGUCCCUACCCUCGGAAAGCAGACAAACGAGCAAUGUCAAGUGUCAAAGAGCUGAACAUCACCUCAAUUCCACCCAAGAUUAGUUGUGGAGUAACACACCAUAGUCCAGCCCUAGCAUUCAGUGCGGGUGGGUACACGGGAAACUUCUUCUGUGACUUCAGUGAUGGCUUUGCUCCCUUUUUCAUCACCAUCAACUCUCUCUUCUCCAAUCGAGAUGUGGUCCUCGUGAUCUCUGAUAUUAGAGGUCGGUGGGCCCAAAAGUAUGCCGAACUACAGUCUCGCAUAAGCAAGCACCCGAUCAUUGACCUCAACAAAGAAAAUGUCGUCCAUUGCUUCCCAUCGGCGAUUGUAGAGUUUAAGAUUUAG